UCGCUCGCCGCAUACGCGCUCUACAGCGCAAACAGAUACAGCCUGCCGAUUCCCAACGCAGUAUGCGCAUUAGCGAUGGCCCUGCCGCCACUGGCGGGCGUAGCACUAGAGGCUGUACUCUCACUCAACGACAGCUUAGCACGGAAGGGCCAGGUGCAGGCAUCGCGAGUUUUUCAAGUCGUCGUGGCCGCUUUUCUCAUAUUUGAAUCCGUCUUGGCUACGCUGGCUGGCACGCAUUACUCGCCGCCGGGGAGUUUGAACUGUGCGCUGGGCGAGAGAUGGAUGCGGUUGUUUGAUGGCAGGGAGGUGGAGGAUAUACGGCGGAUUCAGGAUGCGUUCUCGUGCUGUGGUUUGAAGAAUCCACAGGACAUGUCAUGGCCGUUUCCGGACGCGAAUCACGGGGCGAAUGCAUGUCAAAUGAGGUUUCAAAGGGACAAUCGGUGCUUGGAGCCGUGGAGGGAGGAGGAGAGAAAGGUGGCGAUUAUGCUAAUGGUGGUGCCGAUUGGGGUCUUCAUUUGGAAGAUUGCCAUUCUCCUCGCGCCAUCCUCGCAGUCAUCCUGGCUACCUUCACAGAUCACGCUUCCGGAAGGCAGCGAGCAUGGCGACACUCCGAGCGCAGGAAGUUCACGGGCAGCAUUCCGACCGCACGGUGUCCAAGGACUGGAGGGCAACGAAGCAAGGGAAGACAGUUUGUACCGGACGGUGACGGAUCUGAACAACGACUCGCAACUUGCGUCGCGGGUCGAGUCGCAAAGGACGAAGUCGGCGGGUUUGCUGGACGAGCCUAACUUUUGGUCGGAGAGACGCGAGGGGUGA
Messenger RNA from Neohortaea acidophila, 816 nucleotides. RefSeq lists its product as uncharacterized. The record is from RefSeq and is a predicted model, not a curated record. The annotation marks the transcript as partial. The transcript has 2 exons. NCBI's taxonomy places the organism in Eukaryota, Fungi, Ascomycota, Dothideomycetes, Mycosphaerellales, Teratosphaeriaceae.